AUGGAGUGGAGGGCAUGGUACUUAGAUGCGGUUCUUGUUCCUUGUGCUCUACUUAUGAUGUUUUGUUAUCACAUCUACUUGUGGUAUAAGGUUCGAACCGAUCCUUUCUGCACCAUCGUCGGGACUAACUCCCGUGCCCGUCGAGUUUGGGUAGCUGCCAUCAUGAAGGACAACGAGAAGAAGAACAUCUUAGCGGUACAAACACUACGGAACACGAUAAUGGGAGGGACGCUAAUGGCCACCACUUGCAUCCUUCUCUGCGCUGGCCUUGCCGCCGUUUUAAGCAGUACUUAUAGCAUCAAGAAGCCUCUAAACGACGCCGUAUAUGGAGCUCAUGGUGACUUCACCGUUGCACUAAAAUACGUAACCAUCCUCACAAUCUUCCUCUUUGCCUUCUUCUCUCACUCUCUCUCCAUUCGCUUCAUCAACCAAGUCAACAUCCUCAUUAACGCUCCUCAAGAACCUUCUGAUGAUGAUUUCGAGGGACUAGGAAGCUUCGUGACUCCAGAAUAUGUCUCUGAGCUACUUGAGAAAGCUUUCUUGCUCAACACGGUAGGUAAUAGGUUGUUCUACAUGGGCUUGCCUUUGAUGCUAUGGAUCUUUGGGCCUGUGCUUGUGUUCUUGAGCUCUGCGUUGAUGGUUCCUGUUCUUUAUAACCUCGACUUUGUGUUUUUGUUGAGCAAUAAAGAGAAGGGUAAAGUGGAUUGCCAUGGAGGUUCUAAUGAUCAAUUCUCUCCUUGA
Arabis nemorensis is the source of this 741-nucleotide messenger RNA. Lineage: Eukaryota; Viridiplantae; Streptophyta; Magnoliopsida; Brassicales; Brassicaceae. The record is from the annotation of a GenBank genome assembly.